CUCGCAGUUGCGCUGCGGCUGCCGAGCGUGGGGUGCACCAGGCAGUCAGCUGCGCUCUUGGAGCCAUGGGGCGCGCUGUUGGGGAACUGGUCUCGUCGCUUUUGGGUCUGUGGCUGCUGUGCGGCUGGGGGUACCCGGGGAGCGCGGAGCCGCGAGCCCCGCCAGAUAAGAUCGCGGUUAUUGGAGCUGGAAUUGGUGGCACAUCAGCAGCCUAUUAUCUGCGACAGAAAUUUGGGAAAGAUGUGAAGAUCGACCUGUUUGAAAAAGGAGAGGUGGGGGGCCGCCUGGCCACUCUGACUGUGCUGGGUCGGGAAUACGAGGCUGGUGGUUCUGUCAUUCAUCCUUUAAAUCUGCACAUGAAACGUUUUGUCAAGGACUUGGGUCUUUCUGCUGUUCAAAUGUCUGGUGGCCUAAUAGGGGUGUAUAACGGAGAGUCACUGGUGUUUGAGGAGAGCCAAUGGUUUAUAAUUAACAUGAUUAAGCUAAUUUGGCAGUAUGGACUUCAGUCCCUUCGCAUGCACAUGUGGGUGGAAGAUGUGUUAGACAAGUUUAUGAGGAUCUACCGCUACCAGUCUCAUGACUAUGCCUUCAGUAGUGUAGAAAAGUUACUGCAUUCUCUAGGAGGGGAUGACUUCCUUAGAAUGCUUAACCAAACACUUCUUGAAACCUUGCAGAAAGCAGGCUUCUCAGAGAAAUUUCUUCAUGAAGUUGUUGCUCCUAUCAUGAGGGUCAAUUAUGGCCAAAGCACGAACAUCAAUGGCUUUGUAGGGGCAGUGUCAAUGUCUGCUGUUGAUUCUGGUCUUUGGGCAGUAGAAGGUGGCAAUAAGCUUGUUUGCUCAAGGCUCCUUCAGGCUUCUAAAAGCAACCUUAUAUCUGGCUCAGUAAUAUACAUAGAGGAGAAAACAAGGACCAAGAAUACAGGAAACCCCACAAAGAUGUAUGAAGUGGUGUAUCAGAUUGGACGUGAGACCCGGUCAGACUUGUAUGAUAUUGUCUUGGUGGCCACUCCAUUGAAUCGAAAAAUGUCCAACAUAACUUUUCUCAACUUUGAGCCUCCCAUUGAGGAAUUUCAUCAAUACUACCAACAUAUAGUUACCACACUCAUUAAGGGGCAGCUGAAUUCAACUAUCUUUAGUUCUAGAACCUUAGAGAAGUUUGAUCUCAGUGCAGUCUUGACCACUGAUGAUUCAGAUUUGUUCAUUAACAGCAUUGGGAUUGUAUCCCCUGUAAGACAGAAGGACAGUCCUCCACCGUCCACAGAUGGGACUCAUGUUUGGAAGAUCUUUUCCCAAGAAACUCUUACUAAAAGACAAAUCUCAGAGCUCUUUCUGUCCUAUGAUUACGCCGUGAAGCAGUCAUGGCUUGCAUAUCCUCACUAUAAGCCUCCAGAGAAAUGUCCUUCCAUCAUCCUCCAUGAUCGACUGUAUUACCUCAGUGGCAUAGAGUGUGCAGCAAGUGCCAUGGAGAUGAGUGCCAUUGCCGCCCACAAUGCCGCUCUUCUUGCCUAUCACCGUUGGAAUGGGCACAAAGACAUGAUUGACCAAGAGGACUUGUAUGAGAAACUUAAAACUGAGCUAUGACGUAAUACUGCUUUUCCCUGCUCCUGGUUCCCAGAAUGGGGAGUAUCCCUGGGGAAAAAAAAAAAAAAAUCUGAGCAGUGAUAAUUUUGAAUACGACAUUUUGCCACUAUCAUUGUUUAAAACAAAUAAUCCCAGUGAGUCAUGAGAAAACACAAGAUCCUAAUUGUGAACCUUCGAAGUUCAAGCACAUAAUUUUGAAUGUGUAACUAAUUGCAUUUAUACCAUCUCCAAAAUUUGACUCUUAAUCUCCAUCAACAGUAGUUUUCAAACUUGUCUGCUCAAAAAAUUACCUGGAAUUGGUUCAGCGUGGAUUCUCUAGCUCCUCUAGGAAUUUUGAUUCACUAGGUUUUGAACAAAAUCUGCAAGCAUUUAAAACCAUGCACUUGAGGAAGAACUAAAGAAAUAGGUUUUAAUUGGAAAGACUUUAAAAAAAAUUUUUUUAAACCAGAGCACUGUUCAGCUGUGGCUGAUGGUUGUAUGGGGGACUGAACCUGGGACUUGAGAGCCUCAGACAUGAGUCUUUGCAUAACCAUUAUGCUACCUGCCCUCACCCGAAAGACAAAUCGUUUAGUUGAAGACCUGCCUUUUUAGUUUAUUUGUGCUUCACAACCAGAUGUGAUCUUCAAUCAUAAAACUACUGUGGGCUGAUAUCUUAUACCCAACUUUAUUAAUUUACACUUUUCGGAGUAAAUAUGCUUGAUACCUUG
Erinaceus europaeus (western European hedgehog) is the source of this 2287-nucleotide messenger RNA. It is a transcript of the gene PCYOX1, whose product is annotated as prenylcysteine oxidase 1. Gene Ontology annotation, molecular function: prenylcysteine oxidase activity. Gene Ontology annotation, biological process: prenylcysteine catabolic process; prenylated protein catabolic process. Lineage: Eukaryota; Metazoa; Chordata; Mammalia; Eulipotyphla; Erinaceidae. The coding region runs from base 66 to 1580 and encodes 504 amino acids. The transcript is spliced from 6 exons. The record is from RefSeq and is a predicted model, not a curated record.